This is a messenger RNA of Falco peregrinus (peregrine falcon), 2481 nucleotides long. RefSeq names its product pentatricopeptide repeat domain 1 (gene PTCD1). The transcript is spliced from 8 exons. Gene Ontology annotation, biological process: tRNA 3'-end processing. Gene Ontology annotation, molecular function: tRNA binding; protein binding. The coding region runs from base 82 to 2319 and encodes 745 amino acids. Gene Ontology annotation, cellular component: mitochondrial matrix. The record is from RefSeq and is a predicted model, not a curated record. Lineage: Eukaryota; Metazoa; Chordata; Aves; Falconiformes; Falconidae.
GCCGGCGCCGCGGCGGAGGGGAGUGGAGUGGGCCCGGGGCCGGGCCCAGGCCCAGGCCCUCCCGGUGGCCGCGGGCACGCCAUGAGGGCGGUGCGGCUCCUCGGCCUCCUGCGGGGGCGCUGGGCCCCCACCGCUGUCCCGUGGGGGUGGGGGGCAGCCUCCGAGGGCGGCUCCGAGCGGUCCGGGCCGGCGCCGCUGCUGCUCCGGCCCCCGAGGCAGGGGCCGCUGCCGGGCUGGAGACCGUUCAGCUCGUCACGGGCGUCCUACAGGCUGCCCGGGAGCGAGCCGGGAGAGAGCGGUGCUGGCAGCUGCGCUGGAGCGGGCGGCGAGGAGGAGGAGGAGGAGGAGGAUGAUGAUGAUGAUGAUGAAGGCGUGGAGUUCGGGACGCUGUCUAAUAAAUUUUCUUCUAGAAAAUAUUAUCACAAAACCACAUCGCGCUUCCAGAAUUUAAAGCUGCAAGAGGAGGGAGAGGAAGAACCGGGAAGAAAACCUCGAUGCGGUCCGAAGAACACCCCGUACUGGUACUUCCUGAGAUGCAAGGCCCUCAUCAGAGAUGACAAGCUGGCGGAGGCUCUGGAGCUGUUUGAGGUGCAGAUGCUGAAGGAGGAGCGUGUGCAGCCGGAAGAAAGCAAUUACACUGUUCUAAUUGGCGGCUGUGGCAGGGUUGGCUACGUGAAAAAGGCAUUCAGGCUCUACAAUGAUAUGAAAAAACGAGGCUUAACUCCCACGGAGGCCACUUAUACAGCCCUGUUCAAUGCCUGUGCUGAGUCGCCGUGGAAGGACUCGGGCCUGCAGAGCGCUCUCAAAUUACGGCAGCAGCUAAAGAGCAAAAAUGAAGAGCUGAACCUGAUCACCUACCAUGCGCUGCUGAAGGUCUGUGCCCUCUGCUCGGAUCUCAGGAUGUGCUUUGAUGUACUGAAGGAAAUUGUGCAUAAGGGCCAUGUUCUCACAGCCGAGACCUUCAGCUUCCUUCUCAUGAGCUGCAUAAAGGACAGUGAAAAUGGCUUCCGAUAUGCCCUACAGGUCUGGAAACAAAUGACUAAACUUGGAAUAAAGGCUGACAGCCACACUUACAAUUUGAUGCUACGUGCUGCGAGAGACUGUGGAAUAGGCGAUCCAGUCGUGGCUUCUGAACUCCUGCUCAGACCCACCAACGAGAACUCCUCUCAGCAAAGGCUUGCACCCGGCAGACGGAAGGAAAAGGUAAAGAGUCAGAGGAAGAAGGGAUCAGAGAGUGCAGCUGCUGUCCAGCUGGAUGUGGAAGCUAUGGAAAAGCAGUUAUUUCAGGAGAGUUCGGUGCAGCCUGAAGAACUGAUCCAGCACCAAAAUAAAGAUGUAAAUCAGGCUGAAACGGAACCAGCUGCUCUCAACAGCCCCAGCAUAGCUCACAGCACAAGUGGAGCGCUGAUGAGGAGAGGCCAGAACAAGGUGGAGCAGCAACAAGAACACCUCAGCCAGAAGCUGCAUUUCUGCAACCUGCCCAACUUGCUGGAUUCCAGGAUGCCUGAUGCAGCUGUGGUUUCCUUGGGGACAGUGGCCACACCGUCUGAUAGACUGGCUUUGAUGGGGGACGUGGAAGGCUUCUUGAGUAAAAUGAAAGAGGACAAUGCAGAACCCAACAUUAAAACGUUUACAUUACUGGCUGAGCUGGCAGAACCCCAAAGCCCCUCAGAGUCCUCUCUGCUGGCACUCCUAGAUGAACAUAAAGUGAAAGUAGAUGUGACCUUCUUUAACACUUUAAUAAGGAAGAAAAGUAAACAGGGAGACCUGGAAGGAGCAAAGAGCGUGCUGCCAGCUCUAGUGAAGAGGGGACUAUCGCCUAACCUCCAGACGUUUUGUAACUUGGCAAUUGCUUGUAACAGAGAGAAGGAUGGAUUGCAGUUACUCUCAGAUUUGAAGGAGUCCUGCACUAGUCAGCAGAUAAACAAGUUUAACCGUAGCAUUUGUUGUUUCCAGAGGUGUGGAAUAACUCCCAACAAGUUUAUCUACAGCACCCUCAUUGCUGCUGCUGUGAGACAGCUGGAUUACAGUUACCUCACUGAGAUCCUGCGAGACAUGAGGAAUAACCAGGUGCCUCCCAAUGAAGUUAUCAUACGCCAGCUGGAGUUCGCUGCACAGUACCCUCCCAAAUUUGAUCGGUAUAAGUCAAAGAACCCGUACCUGGAGAAAAUUGAUGGCUUCCGCGGCUACUACUAUCGGUGGUUAAAAGUAAUGGCAGGAGAGGAGACCCCCCACCCCUGGGAAAAAUACAGAACAGUGAAACUUGCGGUAGAUGACAAUAAGGAAGAGGCUGCGCAGGAGCAGUCAGGGCAGAAGUAGCGGUGAGCAGGAUGCUGAAGUCCUGCAUCUUCCUUGUGCUGGAAGAACUUGGAACUCACUCCUUUAAACUGUCUCAUAGUAAGGCUGCUUCGUAUUUCCAUGAACCCCAGUUCUUGGGCUAACUACGUAAUAAAAUACUUGUCCAUUAUUUUAAGAAGCAAA